UGUGUUUGGAGUCUCAAUCUUGUGAACAAAAUGGAAUCAUCAUAUGAGGAUAUUCGACGUAAAACAAUGGAAGAGAAUAAAAAAAGGAUGGAGGCUCUCAAUCUAACUCAUCUCUCUCAAUCCCUUCACAAAUCUUCUUCCACCAUUUCAAAAACCUCACCGCAUUUCACGAAGGGUCGAUCGAGGCUUAUACUACCAGGAGAUCUUGAAGUAACCAAAAUGAAGCACUUGCGGAGACAUGGUUUACAACCAACGUUCCAAGUGAUAGAACCACUACCAUCUCCGAUAAAAACACCACCAACUGCAGUGCAACUGACAAAUCCACCACCUUCUCAAGCGACAACAUCGCUAGUUGUGCAAACGAUAGAACCACAUCUUUCUCCGGUGACAACAACACCAACUACUAUGCAAGCGGCAGAAGCAACACCUUCCCAAGUGACAACACCAAGAUCAGUGCAAGAGAUAUAAACAACACAUUUCCAAGAGACAUCCUCUCACUCUGAAGAUGUGGUAGAAGAUGAGCCAGAAAUUUCUCAAAAAAGGAAUUUUACAUUUUGGGAUGUAGAAGUCAUUAAUGAGGCGGGACAUAUUUCAAAGACACACUUAAGGGUAUCAGACGUGCUUGAAGCUCCUCCUAAUGUUAGCAGAAUAAUAACUAGAUGGAAUUCAAAUGGGCAACCGGUAGGAUCAGCUGCUGGUUUGUUAGGCGGUUUUUUGGGUGAAAUUGCAAGGAAGUUUAAGGAUUUUCCUAUAAUGUACGACAAUUGGAAACUAGUUCCAUCGACAAGAAAAAAUGAAAUUUUUAAGGAUAAAAUACAG
Molecule: messenger RNA, 819 nt
Organism: Cicer arietinum (chickpea)
Lineage: Eukaryota; Viridiplantae; Streptophyta; Magnoliopsida; Fabales; Fabaceae
Source: RefSeq, a predicted model, not a curated record